Molecule: messenger RNA, 3027 nt
Organism: Echinostoma caproni
Lineage: Eukaryota; Metazoa; Platyhelminthes; Trematoda; Plagiorchiida; Echinostomatidae
Source: the annotation of a GenBank genome assembly
AUGUGGAAUAUAACAAAUGCAAACAGCGAUUGUGGCGGUGAUCGCAAAGGUAUACACGCCACUUUGAUUCAUACAUGUGAAUCCGAAAGAAAAACAGGCUCGGUAAAUAAUGAAACACCUGAACCGAAUAACCCCACAGAUUUCGAUAUACCACGGGCAGUUUCCCGUUCUGGCAAACGUCCACCAACCACAUUCAUCGAUUCGGCCGAUUGGAGCUUGUAUUUGCGCAUAUCUUGUCAGCUACGUCAAAUCAAGGUUACUUACGAGUGCACGGAAAACGACGCAGAAGAGAUACUAUACAAUGGACGCGGAAAACACGCCAAACGUAUCGUAAGAUUGGUGUGCGCAUUUAAUCGACUCUAUGCGGAAUACAGUAGGCUUUCAGAUCGACUGUCAAAGAACUCACGGAUGACAAAAAAGGCAACACAAUAUUCUGAAAUGAGUCAACCAAUAGACCUAUCAGAAAGUAAUCAAACGGGUAUAGAUCAAAAGCAAUCCAGUCCAACAACAAGGGCAAGCUAUGAUCCAUCGAGUACUGAACCACCCCGUGUAACAAACACUCUAAAUCAGGCCACAUUGUCCAGUGGAUAUGGUGACACAGGUGUUCUCAUCACUGACAUCACACUGGAACCAAGCAAUAUAAACCCAGUGCACACAGAGGAAGAACCGCAGAGCAUAAAAUCGGUCGAACAGUCACAACAACAGGUACCUGAUUUCAGUGAAUCUGCCUACCAGUACUCUGCAGCGCAUCGCACGCCUAUUCAAGCAGAGCCGGGUGAAACGCUGACUCCAUACGAAUUGUCAAUCAGUGGACCUACUAUUAUGAAUAGUACAUCAACAUCUCUGCAGUUGACUAACCGAGAAACGUCUGUCUCUAGCUGCAACCCAUCUGGCUCUUCGAUGGGAUCGCGACAACCUUUGAAUAGACCAUCUAACAAUGUUUGCUUUCAAUGGUGUGGUCGUGCUUUGCGGAGACCAGACAGUCGUGUACAGUGGAACCGCAAAAGAGAAGCAUUACGUCUAUGUAAGAAAUUGGAACGUCACAAUCAAAUGGAAUCUCGAAGUCGGUCUACGGCUUAUUCACGACCAACUCCGCGAACGCAACACUUCUACUACGAUCAAAUCAAUCGACCCACAGGCUUGACAAAUAUACUGGUUUAUCAGCAUGGAUCUCAUCGAUAUCUUAUUGAACAUGUGAUUCAUUCUGCGCAGUGCAACAUACCGAACGCAAUCCCUCAUCAACAAGAGGCGGGAACAGGAUCAAAACUGACCACCGUUCGUUUACCAAUUGCACUUGAAUUGAUACUACCGAAAAUGCAGUGCCAAAUCGAACGAGUUAUGAAACAUUGUGAGAACAUAUGCGAUCCUCUGGAGGUAGCGGCUGAACUCCGCCAGUCCAAUUAUGACACAGAGGCCUGCAUCGCAUAUUUUCGACAGAUCAGCGAAUUACGGGACGUGAUCAAUGAAUUUCUACCUCAAACUGGCAACAAAUUCGGUCACAAAGAUGCUUAUCAAGGGAAACAUCCCGUUUCUUCCACGGGUUAUGAAAUCACUAGUGGCACGAGCAGCACGAACUCAAGAAGUGGUUUGCCCACAAACCGAGAAAAUUACGUAAACACACUGCUGAUUCUCCGAGAUCAGAUCAUCACAGUAAGACGAUUGCACACCGAUGUGACUAAACGGUUGUCACGUCUGCGGAACAGUGUGACUGAGAUAAUUACCAAAUUGCGAACUGAUUUGGAAGAGAAAUUGGUCACCAAGUUAUGGACUUUCUUGAAUGCGGACAAAACAAACCAUGUGGAUUGCUCACUUCUCGGUAAACCGAUGGGUAGUUCAGUUUCCAGCGUGAAUGGAUGUGCGGGGUCCGGAAAUGGUGAUGUUCCAUUGGCCCAAUUGGCUAAGCUGGUACAAGAGAAUCGUUCACUCAAAUUAACUUUGCGCACAGAAGAGAAUCGACGAAGAGCCGUUUUUAACAUGAUGCAAGAAUAUUUGGGUAAUAUUCGAAUCUAUUGCCGAUGUCGAGGAAUAUUAAAUGUGAGCUCUUGCGUUGAUGCUCGCCCUUUGACUGACACCGUUUUACUUCACACAACAGCAGAUAACUCGAGCACAGAGACGUACAAAUUUGAUCGUGUAUUCGAUCCGUAUGCUACACAAUCCGACGUGUACACGGAAUUAGCACCAUCGGUUUGUUCAUUCCUAGACGGUUAUAAUGUCUGCUUUUUGACAUACGGUGGUGAAGCUAGUGGAAAAACAUACACGUUGCUUGGUGGUGAACCAGAUUCCGUUGACAAACAGGGAAUAGCUCAUCGGGCGCUUCGUACUGUACUGUCCGAACGUGAGGCACAUGUACACGAAUGGAAUUAUCACUUGAUCAGUGCCGUGGUCGAAAUCUAUAAUGAUACCCUGAUCGAUUUAUUAAGCUGUGAGAAAGGGAUCUCAAUCAGAGUGGAUUCCGGACCGGAUCAUAUGCUGGAGAAUUUACAAACCAUGGAUAUUGAACAAGAGUCCGAUGUUGAACAGCUUCUAGCUCUUUGUCGUGAACGUAGACAUACAGGUUGUACCGCACUGAAUAAUAAGUCUUCACGAUCUCAUUUAAUCAUAUUCGCCCGGCUGAGCGCGCGAAGUCGUAUUCACGACGCGCAUGUGUGCAGUCUGCUGGCUUUGUGUGAUUUGGCCGGAUUUGAAGAUAUUAUCAAAGCCGAAACUUUGAUGGACCCGGUACUGGCAAAAGAAGCCGGUUACAUCAAUAGAUCACUGACAGCGUUGAAUCGCGUUUUCAUGUCGUUGCGUACCCAAGAUCCGAACAAUGUUUCCUAUCGCGAUUCCAAGUUGACCUAUUUACUCAAGCCGUUUUUCACCCAUUCCGGCAAGUGUAUUCUCAUUGUUACCGUGCGCACCGAUCGGAAUAAUAUUGGAUCCACACAAAGCACCCUCAGAUUUGCCCGGGACUCGCGUGGUGUGAGUUUGGGUCGUGCGAGACGUCAGUUCAAUCUGGACAAAUUGAUCGACGAUAUGCGAGCUUCCUAA